Molecule: messenger RNA, 150 nt
Organism: Tetrahymena thermophila SB210
Lineage: Eukaryota; Ciliophora; Oligohymenophorea; Hymenostomatida; Tetrahymenidae
Exons: 1
Source: RefSeq, a predicted model, not a curated record
AUGGAAUAGGAAAUGACACUAAAAAUUGCAAGCAUUGAUAAAAAAAAACCUAAAAAAGUGCGUCUUUUAUCUUACGUAGCUCCAACAUUGAAAAAGAACUCUGAAGAAAAUAUAUCAAAUCUUAGAAUGCUCAUAACUUACUUAGUUUGA